Molecule: messenger RNA, 6239 nt
Organism: Myxocyprinus asiaticus (Chinese sucker)
Lineage: Eukaryota; Metazoa; Chordata; Actinopteri; Cypriniformes; Catostomidae
Gene: baxb
Product: BCL2 associated X, apoptosis regulator b
Exons: 6
Coding region: 99-719 (206 amino acids)
Biological process (GO): extrinsic apoptotic signaling pathway in absence of ligand; mitochondrial fusion; intrinsic apoptotic signaling pathway in response to DNA damage
Cellular component (GO): mitochondrial outer membrane
Molecular function (GO): protein homodimerization activity; protein heterodimerization activity; channel activity
Source: RefSeq, a predicted model, not a curated record
CACCUUACGGUUCAGGGCUUCCGUACUCUGGCAACUUCCUAUGAGAAACUUUAUUCCGCCUCUGUGACAUCGAAAACAAAGUAUUAUUUGCGUUUAAUAUGGCUUGUGAAGCAUCGCAGGAUGAUCAAAUUGGAGAAGUACUCUUAAUCGGGGUGGUAAAACAGGAGGUGAUGAACAUGGCAGUAGAGGGAAAUGCAGCCCCUCUGUCCCUUCCCGAAGCUCAGCCAAUAAGCAACCGCCAGGACCAGAAACUUGUUGAACAGUUGGCAGAGACCAUCAGAGUGAUUGGUGACAGGCUUGAUCAGGACACAGGAUUCAAUGACAUGAUUGAUGGUUUAGUUAAAGUGGCUGAUAAAAGCAGUUUCUGGAAUCUUGUGGAAAAAGUUUUCAGAGAUGACCAGAUCAACUGGGGAAGAAUUAUAGUGCUGUUUUACUCGGUUGGGAAACUGGCUGCAAAGAUGGUCCUUGCACGCUUACCCAGUAUUGUUUUAGAAAUUCUGAACUUAAGUCUGGAUUUCUUUAGGAGGCAUCUGUUGAAAUGGAUUCGCCAAAUGGGAGGAUGGAUAACCAGUAUCCCUGGAUUGGCCCGUUUCACCAUAGAGCGAUUUUCUAGUUCUUCAUGGAGCACUUAUUCUUCCUUUUUUAGAGCCAUGCUGACCUUCACCGGUGGUGUACUGUUAGGAGGACUGUUUGUUUGGAGAUUUAAAAAAAGCAGUUGAGGGAAAGAGAAUUGAGCAAACACAAGUUAACAAGACUUUAAGACUAUAACAUGGAUCUUUCAUGAUGUGGACAUAAGCUGGUCUGCAGCAUGCCUCUAUUUAUCAUAAUAUACCUUUAUUUUAUAUGCUUUUGUUUUAGUGGCCUUUUGUAUGAGCGACCUCAUGAAAUUGAGUUUUAUGCUUAUUUUUUAUGGACAAUCUUAUGGACUAUUGACUUUUUAGUUUGUUUGAAAUCUACCCUACACCUCACUUUCAGACUGGAUUGCCUCAAAGGAAAUGAACACCGCUGCACUCACUGAUGGUCUUUGCCAGGACUGCUACGUGUAGUCUUAAAUAGGCUGUUUGAUUCCCUGUCCAUUGUCGACGUCCAAUGGGGCUGGAGCACGUGGACUUUGAAUUCGAGUUGUGUUGGUGGAUUCAUUGAGGAUGUUCUGCUUUCUGUUGCCCAUCUUGGGCUGUUGGAGUUUUGCUAUUGGGCCUCGCCAGUUUCAGCAGAGAGCUCCCUGCUUGUUUGCAAGUUCAUGCAAUCAUCUUUCUUCCAAUAUGUUUUUGUUCUACUCAUCUCUGGAUUUACGGCAUUUGAAUUCCUCAGCCCUCCUGUCAGAUGGAGUUUAUAACUAUUGCGCUGCUCUUGGAAUUGCGCGUCGCCCCUGGUAUGUCCAUCGAGAGUCACGCCGACAUCCCUGCAGAUUACCGACUGAUUUCUCUGACAACCACCACAUACCGGCCAUAUGGUCUUUGUGCCGUCGCCCUCCGACUGGUGAAAGUGAUGUGAAGCAGGAUGUCAGUUUUGAUAAUCUCAGCUUGCUGAAACGUGAAUCUUUUAUUUCACCGCAAAACACAGAUGUCGCCACUAUUAAGAUGGCCCUCAUUAAUGCGUGAUCAGUAUCAAACAAAUCCUUUAUUCUGAAUUACUUUUUUAUAUCACGAUCAUUGGAUCUUUUAUUCAUCACUGAGACCUGGCUGAAUCCCGGCGAACAAAUGGCCCUGGGGGAUCUAACACCACCAGGCUGUGACUUUUUAAAUUCCCCACGGAAUUCAGGGCAAGGAGGUGGUGUUGCCACUGUUUAUAGAAGCUCUUUUAAAUGCAGAACACUACCUAUGGACAUGUAUUCCAGUUUUGAGGUCCAAUUAUUAAAGACUGACAUCUUGGGUCCUGCUUUCUGUGCACUUGUAUACAGGCCUCCCAGAUUUAAUAAGGAAUUCAUCCAACAAUUUUCUGAAUUUCUCUCUGGUGACAGACUCCUGAUUCUUGGAUAUUUUAAAAUGAAUGUAUGCUGUCCAUCAAAACCUCUGGAAAAUGAAUUUAUCUCCCUCACUAAGUCUUUAAAUUUUGUACAACAUGUCACUGGUCCUACUAACAAUAUGUGUCAUACAUUAGCUCUUGUGUUAUCUUAUGGUCUUUCUGUAUCCAACUUAGAGGUCUUAGAUAUUGGCAUUACUGACCAUUAUUCAAUAAUGUUUGAGUCUGUCUCUACUUGUCCUCUCCCUACUUUUUCUCAGCUCUUACGUCACUCCCGGUCCAUUCACUCGUCUACUGCCAAUCUUUUUUCAGAAUUUUAUCUAAUGUAUUUCACAGAUGAUGUCCUGGCUGCACUUGACACUGAAUCAUUGGUUGAAGCUUUUAAUAAAUCUUGUACUUUUACACUUGAUAAUCGUGCUCCGCUCAAGCCAAGGAGAAUUAUGGGUGUUUCACAGCCUUGACUAAAUGACGUCACCCGUGCUCUCAGACAAGACUGCAGAAAAGCUGAGCACAAUUGGAAAAGAGACAUGCUUCAGGUCUCUUAUGAUAUUUUAAAGGAAUGUUUAACUAACUAUCAGGGAGCUGUAAAGGAAGCAAAAGCUAUGUUUUUCUUUACAUUAAUCUCUGAUAAUGCAAAUCGACCAAAACUAUUGUUCAAAACAAUCCAUUCUGUUUUAAACCCAACUAGGGGUGGGCGAUUUUCCCAAAGAAUCAUAUCACGAUCUUAUAACACAUAAUCACGAUCCACGGUCUGAAUCACGAUCUUCCCAAUUUUGAGAUGUACUAUAGAGAAUAUCCAGACUGGAACAAGCCUAUGGAUUUAUCUAUUUGUACAAUUUAAAACACAACAUUGAAUUAAAGAAUCAGUUGUCAAAAUGGUCAUUAAAUGGCCUGAGUUUAACUUUAUUUUAAAUAUUAAAGUUGUAAUCAGCAGUCAAUAGAUAAAUAUUAAAUAACACAAGAUCUUAAAGUACUCGGAAAUUGCAGUAAUAAAAUAUAAACAACACAAAGAUGUGCACGUUUCAAAUUCUGAAAAAUAAACAUUCUGUUACUUCAAGUGGCAAUCAGCAGCCAAUAGAUAAUAUGACAUAAAAUAACAGAUUUUUCAAGUACUCAGAACUCAAAUGUAAAAAAUGUAUGUAAAAAAAUAUUCAGACUGUUUCACAGUUACAUUUUAACACCACUGCACUGCUAUUGAAAUUAACAGAAAUAUAAUAAAACUGGAAGAGUUUAACAAAGACUUAACAGGAAUGAUGAGGUAGAAAAGGGUGUAGAAUCAAAUGUCAGAUAUCAAUACCUUUCAUUCUGAAUAUAAAUUCAAAAGGUACAAACAACUUCACUAUGCUAUCACAACUAAAAUUUUUGCAGCAAUUUUGUUACAUUUCCUAAACAUGGAAGAUUAGGUUGACCCCUCUUUGUGAUAUUCUGGUUGGACAGAAUUACAGAUUUUUUGCAAGGAAAAUCAAUUGAUCCACUUUAUGGAGUUUCAGAGUAGCUCUUUGGCACGUGACAAUGUUGCCACCUGUGCUAAAUAGUCUUUCUGAUGGUGCACUGGUUGCUGGGAUACGAAGAUACUUUUUUUGCCAGGUGUGCAACCCGUGGAAAGUUUGUCUGGUGCGUUUUCCACCAUUCCAAAGGAUCCAACUCGCUGUCAGCUUCAGGUAUUGAGAGGUAUGAUGCUAGUUCUGCCUCAAUUAACUCUUUCAAAGCAGGUGCCAAAGUUGGGCCCGUGGCUGCUGAGGUACUGGGUACUUCGAGAAGGCUACCUAGAGUUUGGGUCUUUUUUUUUUUUUUUUUGUGGCUGGCCCCUCAGAUUCUGUGCUUUGUGAUGCAACAGACACUAUUGGUUGAGAUGUUGCCGACAGAAGGACUUCCAGCUCAGUAAUAGCUAGAGAUUUCAUGUGCUCUUUUUUUUUUUUUUUUCUUUCUUCAUUCACGUAGUGCAGCUUAAAUCUUGGGUCAAGAAGAGAUGCCAUGUCCAGGAGGUCAUCUGUUGUCGGGUCACUGUACUUUUCACUGAGGUACUGGGUGAUGGUUUCCUUUUAUCCUCUUUGUUAAGUUAGUGUCCUCAGCAUCCACACUCAAGAUAUACAUUUUCAGAAGAUGCAACACAGGCUUUAAGUAAGAAACACUCACGUAGUCCUCACCUGACAGUGCAUCUGUGAAAUCUUUGAGUGGGCUGAGGGCCUUCUUCACCGACUCCAAAACAUCAAUAUCCUGCCAUGUUUGCGCAAAGUGUCUUGCUUUCUUGUCAGCUUUCAAAACCUGUGAAAUGGCAGCUUCCUGUUCAAGGACUCUUUCAAACAUCUUGAGUCGGGACCCCCAUCGUGUCAGCUGAUCUUGACGUCUUCAAGAUCGAUCACGAUAUAAAAUCGUCAAAUCGCCCACCUCUAAACCCAACUAGAAAUGAUUUUCUGGACGCCACCCAAGAGACCUGUGAAACAUUUGUAAACUUCUUUACUCAAAAAAUUGGGCAGAUUAAAGGUGCGAUUGUACCUUCACAAUUUGAUCAACCACUAAUUCCUUCCCUGUCCAGCUCCCUGACUCACUUUGAACCAGUUACAUCAGCACAGUUAGCAGAUGUAGUCUCUAUGAUGAAGUGUUCCAGUUACAAGCUGGAUAUUCUCUCUCCGCGCCUUGUUAAAGAAGUUUUCAUGACUAUCAGUUCCAGUGUGACAGCUAUAAUUAACAGCUCAUUAGCAAGUGGAGUUGUUCCAAGUAGUUUUAAACAUGCAAUUCUACAUCCUUUGUUAAAAAAAAAACUUUUUGAUCUGGCAAUACACAACAAUUACAGAACAAUCUCCAAACUGCCUUUUAUUUCCAAGAUUUUAGAGAGAGUUCUACUCCUAUCUAAAUACAUUUAACAUUUUAGAUAUAUUUCAGUGUGGUUUCAGACCCUUGCACAGCACUGAAUCUGCAUUGUUGAAGGUCACCAAUUAUAUUUUUUCUCUCCAUGGACUUAGGUUCACCUGUCGUCUUAGUGUCGAACGUGGCACUGAGAUCUAAUAAACUAUCGACCAUAAUAUUCUUCUCAAUUGUUUAGAAUGUAUGGUUGGCAUCCAGGGUAUGGCCCUCCAGUAGUUUUCUUCCUAUCUAAAAGACGUUCUCUGUAAAUUUAGGUAAUUUUUCUUUACGUCGGCUCAAUUACAGUGUGGUGUCCCUUAAGGGUCGAUUUUAGGACCCUUAUUAUUUUCCCUGUAUAUGCUUCCUCUGAGCUCUCAGAAGCACAGCAUUUCAUAUCACUGUUAUGCUGACGAUUCCCAGUUUUAUUUCCUAGUGAGUGUAGACAAGAAUUGUUCAUCUGAGAAUACCCUAAAUUGCUUCAGAGAUAUUAAACAUUGAAUGGCAAACAAUUUCUUACAAUUAAAUGAAAGCAGAACCAAAGUUCUGAUUUUAAGUUCCUCCAUGUCCUCCUUACCUGGCCUGGUUGCCCAGUUAGGUCCUCUGUCUUCAAAUGUACAAGAUCAUGUGAGGAGACUUGGAGUGAUUUUAGACUCCUCUAUAUUUUUCAAUAAGCAGAUCAGUGCUGUUGUCAAGGGUUGCUUUUUCCACCUGAGAUCUAUUGCUAAAAUAAACAUUUUCUUUCCCAUAAAGACUUGGAAAUUGUGACCCACUCACUUAUUACAUCAAGGUUAGACUAUUGUAACUCGUACAUUGGUCUGCCCCAAACUGCGUUAUCCCGCCUACAGCUAGUUCAAAACGCGGCAGCUGGGCUUUUAACAGGAUCAAGACAGAGAGAUUAAAUUUCCCCGGUUUUAGCAUCUCUACACUGGCUUCCUGUGAAAUUCAGGGUCAGUUUUAAAAUUCAAAUUUUUGUCUACAAGGCACUAUCUGGUCUCGCACCCCAAUAUAUCAGUGACCUUCUACACCCUUACACACCCACCAGAGUGCUCAGGUCUUCUGAUCAACUUCUAUUGAGGGUUCCUCGUUGCCGCUAUAGAUCUAAGGGUGUCCCGUGCCUUUUCUGUGAUAAGUCCUAAUCUAUGGAAUAGUCUCCCUUUCCAUGUGAGGUCAGCUUCAUCAUUAGCCAUUUUUAAAUCUUCUUAAAAACAUGUUUUUAUUCUGUAGCUUUUGAAUAGAUCAUUGAGUAGUUUGAAAUGGAUAAAUAAAUGAUGUUGCAUUUAAAUGUUUUUAUUUAUUUUAUUAUGUUUUAUAUUUAACUUUAAAUCAAUCUGUUUAUACAUCACUCUGUCAUUUUGUUUGUUUGAUCUGUAAAGCACUUUGGGACUUCUGCUGUUUUUAAAUGUGCUCUAUAAAUAAAGGUUGACUUGGCUUGA